Nicotiana tabacum (common tobacco) is the source of this 1431-nucleotide messenger RNA. NCBI's taxonomy places the organism in Eukaryota, Viridiplantae, Streptophyta, Magnoliopsida, Solanales, Solanaceae. The record is from RefSeq and is a predicted model, not a curated record.
AUGGUUGCUUUGGGUGUGGUCAGCAGGGCCACUUCUUCAGGGAUUGUCCAUCGGCAAAUCAGAACAAUGGAGGCAAUGCAGCUUAGUCCACUAAUUCAGCAGCCCAUCAUAACUCUCAAGCUCAGCAAGGGCGCGGCACAGCAAAGUCUAAUAAUGCAAGUGGUGGACGAAACCGCUUAUCCGGGAUCCACCCUAUCUUAUGUAACCCCAUAUAUUGCUAAGAAAUUUGGGAUAGAACCAGAAAAGUUAUGUGAACCCUUUGAAGUGUCCACUCCAAUUGGAGAAUUAGUUAUAACAAGGUGUAUCUAUAGGGGAUGUCCAGUCAAAGUGCAUCAUCGUCUUACUGUAGCAGACUUAGUAGAAUUGGAGUUAGACUUCGAUGUGAUCAUGGGCAUGGAUUGGUUAGAGUCAUGUUAUUCCACAGUAGGUUGCAGAACCAAAAUAGUAAGUUUCGAAUUUCCCGGUGAACCAGUCUUAGAAUGGAAGGGUGAUGCAGUAACACCUAUGGUUAGAUGCUCAGAUCCCACUCUCCAGUCGGUACCAAUUGUAAAUGAGUUUCCAGAAGUGUUUCCCGAAGAUCUCCCUAGAGUCCCUCCCGAUAGAGAGAUUGACUUUGGAAUUGAUCUACUUCUAGGCACUAAGCCGAUAUCUAUUGUGCCUUAUAGAAUGGCUCCAGCAGAGUUGAAAGAGUUAAAAGUCCAGUUGAAAGAUCUUCUAGAUAAGGGAUUUAUAAGGCCAGAUGUCUCACCUUGGGGCGCACCGCAUGGUAAAGUCAUAGCCUAUGCGUCGAGGCAACUCAAGGCUCACGAGAAGAAUUAUCUGACUCAUGAUCUUGAAUUAGCAGCUGUGGUGUUUGCGCUUAAGAUCUGGUGCCAUUAUUUGUAUGGGGCAAAUGUUGUAGCCGAUGCUCUUAGUCGGCGUUCUAUGGGAAGAUUAGCUCAUGUUGAGGCAGACAAGCGAACUAUGAUGAAGGAAGUCCACCGCUUAGCAAGUCUAGGAGUUCGACUUUUGGACUCCGAAGAUGGUGGCGUUGUUCUCCAGAACAGGGCUGAAUCCUCCUUAGUAGCCGAAGUAAAAGAAAAACAGUUUAGUGAUCCCUACUUAUUGAAGCUAAAGGAAGGAAUUCACAAACACAAGACUAUGGCUUUUGAACAAGGGGGAGAUGAUGGGCUACCUCGCUCGUUCCAAAAGCAUGAUUCAAUUUGGGUAAUUGUAGACCGACUUACCAAGUUAGCUCACUUCUUGCCAGUGAAGACUAUAGAUUCGGCCGAGGAUUAUGCCAAGUUGUGUAUCAAAGAAAUUGCCCGAUUGCAUGGGACUCCUUUGUCCAUUAUCUCAGAUCGCGGUGCUAGGUUCACAUCAAACUUUUGGAAGUCCUUUCAGAAGGGAUUGGGCACAAGGGUGAACCUUAGCACCGCCUUUCAUCCUUAG